Arthroderma uncinatum is the source of this 897-nucleotide messenger RNA. RefSeq lists its product as uncharacterized. The coding region runs from base 1 to 897 and encodes 298 amino acids. Lineage: Eukaryota; Fungi; Ascomycota; Eurotiomycetes; Onygenales; Arthrodermataceae. The transcript has a single exon. The record is from RefSeq and is a predicted model, not a curated record.
AUGUCUAGCUCUUCUUCCGCUAUCCCGACGCCUACCUCCUCCCUACUCCCGCCAGGGGUAGAGACUGGUGUAGAUGAAAGGGAGUCCCCCAACGACCCUCCGCAGUGGGGGAAGGAGGGAUGCGGGAGCACCGCUGCACCGGCCGUUCCCAAGCCAAAGCUCCGCCUUCACUUUGAAGAUCUAGGCAACCAGGCCUCAAAGACCUUCAUCGCAGCAGUUCAAGAUCCAUACGCAGCGAUCCAGGCUGCUAUAGGAGAGAUUGUGAAAUAUCUUUAUACCUCCCCGUCAGGUUCAGCUGCGCCCGGCAGACAAGUCCACUUCAACCCUUCUCUACCGCCAACCAGCGCUGUCUCGUUUAUCCUCCACGAUUUCCAAGGCGUCGCCUAUACCGUGGGUCUGAGCUCAGACAACAACCAAAAGGAGAUCCAUUUCUCACUCUCCUAUAUUGCCCACACUGCCAAUUUGAAAGAUACGACAGCCGAGAUCUUGGGAGUCAUCCAGCAUGAGCUCGUGCACUGUUAUCAACAUACUACUCCGCGAGGCAGAUCAGCUCCAAACCCGCCUUCUGGACUGAUUGAGGGUAUUGCAGACUUUGUCCGUCUAAAGACGGGGCUCGACGCUGCUCACUGGAAACGCCCAGCCACCGUGGCUGACCUCCCCAAGAGUUGGGAUUCAGGCUACCAAAACACCGCUUUCUUCCUUGAAUGGAUUGAAAAUAUCAAGAUCGGAACUGGCGCCGUGGGCAUGAUUAAUGACCGCCUCCUGAGGCAGGGGUAUCUCGGUACUAAUGGUGAUAUUUUCUGGAACGGCCUCUUUGGCCAAGACGUUUUGGAUCUCUGGGUCGACUACGCUGAGUAUGUCGGGGGCUUGAACCCCAGGGACCAGAACUGUGAAUAG